Messenger RNA from Solanum pennellii, 2965 nucleotides. Its product is annotated as bifunctional 3-dehydroquinate dehydratase/shikimate dehydrogenase, chloroplastic-like. Gene Ontology annotation, molecular function: 3-dehydroquinate dehydratase activity; shikimate 3-dehydrogenase (NADP+) activity. Bases 509 to 2047 code for a protein of 512 amino acids. The record is from RefSeq and is a predicted model, not a curated record. Gene Ontology annotation, biological process: chorismate biosynthetic process; shikimate metabolic process. Lineage: Eukaryota; Viridiplantae; Streptophyta; Magnoliopsida; Solanales; Solanaceae. The transcript has 9 exons.
CAAUUUUUCUUCAAUAAUUGUGAUAUCAUUCAUGACAAUAAACUUUGGCCCCUCGGUGUUUCAAUCAUACAUUGUCUUUGUCCUUUUUCACAUUUGGGAUCUCUUUUUCCAACUCAAUCGCUCAUCAAUUAUUAUAAAUAAAUACAAGUUCCGUUUUUAAUAUUAGCAAUUCAAACACCAACUAAUUAAAGCAAAAAAAAGUUGUGAUAUGAAUAGUUGAUAACUUGUAUUGCUUGAUUUGGCCAAAAAAAGAAGAAAGGAAAGACCCAUAAUGUAAUUUUAUACUGUAACAAAAACAAUGUCUCUAAGUAAAGAGUAAAUUUUAUUGAUGCUGUUAUUUAGUUUAAACUUAUUUGAGUAAUAAUAUGAAAAGCUUUUUGUUUUUUGUGGAUUGAGGUGUGUGUGUAUUUUAUAUAAAAUAUGCAAGUACUCACAUGUAUUGUGUCCCUCUCCUAUAUAAAAGAGAGAGAGAUGGAGUGUUAAAGAAGAGAGAGAGAGAGAUAUUAUUAUGGGUUUGAAGAAUGACUUGGUGGUGUACACAAGAUUAGAAUGUGAAAGCUGUGAGGAAAUGACUUGUUGUAUAGAGAAAGCUAAAGAAGAAGGAGCAGAUCUGGUGGAGCUUUGCAUUGACGACUUCACUUUCUCUGACAUUUCACAACUUGAACUACUACUCAAGCAAAGAAGUUUACCAUCCAUAGUUUCUUUCAGGCCAAAAUCUCCGAUAAAUUCUGAGGGGAAGAAAACAUGUAUCCAAGUUCUCAAAUUAGCUGUGGAAUUGGACGUUGAGUUCGUCGAAGUCGACACUCAGGUUGUCUGCCAUCAAGUGGUUGCUGAAUUGAUGAAGAGCCGAUCAAAUAGCAAAAUAAUUGCUUCUACUUAUGUCAAUGGUGGAAACCCUACUAAAGAGACACUUUGUAAUUCCAUCAUAAACCUGCAGUCCACAGGAGCAGAUAUCAUCAAACUUGUCAUUGAUGUAGCUUAUAUUACAGACGUUGCACCAGUUUUCCAUAUGCUUACACAUUCUCAGGUCCCUCUAAUUGUUAGGGCAGCAGGGGAUAGAGGACUUAUAAGCCAACUAUUGGGUCCAAAAUACGGUGCUUUCUUUGUUUGUGGAUCUUUGGGAGGCAAAUACACCCCUGGCUUGCCACCUUUGACCACCAUUAAACAGGUUUAUAAACUCCAAUAUGUCAACCCAGAUACUAGAAUUUUUGGUGUUAUCUCAAAUCCUGUUGGCCAUAGCAAGGGACCCCUUCUACACAACCCCGCCUUUAGGCAUACAGGAUACAAUGGAAUAUAUGUCCCACUACUAGUUGACAAUGUCAAGGAAUUCUUUCGGGUUUUCUCAUGCAAUGACUAUGCUGGUUUCAGUGUUGGUAUCCCACAUAAGGAAGCAGCAGUACGGUGUUGUGAUGAAGUUGAUCCACUUGCUAAGUCUAUAGGAGCUGUAAACACAAUUAUAAGGAGGCCUUCUGACGGCAAGCUCAUUGGUUAUAAUACAGAUUGUGAGGCUUGUGUGACGGCAAUUGAAGAUGCACUUAGAGAGAGACAAAAGACCAAUGGCCAUGCAUCAAAUGUUUCUCCAAUUGCUGGGAAAUUGUUUGUAUUAGUUGGGGCAGGUGGUGCAGGGCGAGCUAUUGCUUUUGGUGCCAAAAGCAGAGGGGCAAGGGUUGUAAUAUUCAACCGCAAAUAUGAGAGAGCAAAAGCUCUGGCUGCAGCAGUAUCCUGUGACGCUUUGCCAUAUGAACAUCUGAACGAUUUCUGCCCUGAGAAGGGAAUGAUUCUUGCAAAUGCUUCUGCUGUGGGCAUGCAGCCAAAGUCUGAUCAAACUCCUAUCUCAAAGGAGGCAUUGAGAUCAUACGAACUAGUAUUUGAUGCAGUUUACACACCUAGAAAUACACGGUUAUUGCAGGAAGCUACAGAGGUUGGAGCUACAGUGGUGAGUGGGGUUGAGAUGUUUGUCCGGCAGGCACUUGGGCAGUUUAAAUUGUUCACCAAUGGAUUAGCACCAGUAGAUUUUAUGCGGAGGAUUGUAUAUGAGCAAUUUUGAUUCAUUUAGAAGAAAAUCAGGAUGAUAUUUGACAACUCCAUAGAAGAUGAGGUUUCUGAAAAAAUUCUUAUGAUUUACAUGGGAUAUAUGUAUAUAAAUUAUGAUUGUAAUAAUAGGAAGAAACAUAUAUCCCAUAAAGGGCAAUAAUACUUGUUAUGUUAGAUGAUGAAAAUUACUGGAACAUGAUUCAUACAGCUGCUGAUGUUAUUAUGCAUUUGAUUGAAAAAACAAUUGUAAAAAUUAAGAAUGAAAUUCCUUGUUACUGGAGGCAAGGCAUUGAAUAGUGGGUAAUUAAACAAAAACAGAGAGAUGCAUUCAUGGCAAUUUGGAAUAUUUUCAGCGUGAUUGGUGGGCAGAGUUUGUUGCAGUUAAAGGAAUAGUAUAAUGUCGAAAUCCAACAACUACAACUUUGUUGGCAACUCAUCUCAAAAUGGUAUGAACCCAAUGAGGGCGUUUGGUCUAGUGGUAUGAUUGGGUCCCGAGUUCGAUUCUCGAAACUCCCCCUUCUCUUCUCUUUUUUAUUUUGAUUACAUGAUGUCCUUUUCACUUUUCAAGGCUAUAACUGCUAAACACACACUAUAUAGCUUCCCAUUCUUUUUGUUGUUGGUGUAAGAAGGUGCUUUUCCGUUUUCAACACUCGGUGUUAUGAUUGAACUUGUUUCUGCAGUAUAUGUAACUUACGACUCACCAGACGCUGCAAUCAAAAUGAUAGAAUGAAUGGUUUCCAACUAGACGGGAGGUUUCAUUCAGCUUAAAAGAGAAAAUAAAUACUUAAGCCACUCACUAUAUAUGGAGUUUGCAGCCAGUGCCUCCCACUUAGCAGUGACAUAGCAACUGAAUGUUCCCUUGUACCACUCUGAUCUGUAACAUUUGUAAAUUCAUUGAUUCUUCUAAUUGAUAUGACUGUCAUUAAGUUUA